CUUUGCCCUGAAGAGGCCCACGGAAAGGGCGGUGGGCGGCCUGACCCGCGAUUAGACCACCCGUAGACCAUCUCCUCCGUCUGUCUCUUCACCCCACCCACCAACAUCGACUUGAAGAAUAUUUCCAGCAAGCGAACGACGGUUGGCAAUGGCUACCGUUCGUCGUUGCAAGUGGGAGAGGCUCGAGGAAGGGAAGGUUCCUCAUUGGGGUUCUUCAUCACCGCCGGCUCUGCCGACUCCUUUCCCUGAUACCUGCGCUUCGGCUAUGCUCAUCGGCCAGCGCACGCGGCGGCGCAGUGACUUGCGUCGCUCUUCAGCCUCGAGCAUAGCGUCCUCCCUUGCCAUGGAGAUCGAUUUAGACUCGUCGUUUGAUCACGACGAAUAUCACUCGUCCGCAGAGGGGACGCAAGUUGCGGCGCAGCGGGGAGAGCAGCUGCAGCCCUUGCCUACUUCUGCGACGGCCUCUGCUUUAUUAGCAGUGGCGGCGACCGACCCGGCAGAGCCAGGCGAGGGUCCAAACGUAACUUUUUUGCCAAAGGGCUUUGGCGAGUGUACAGAGUCUCCAGCUCGCGUUGAGUCGACCACCGACGCACAUGUAAGCGCCCCAGAACUAUAUACAGACGCAUCCACUGGCAGCGAGCGACAAUGUCCAUCGUCACCUUCGAGCUUCACGACUGCGAGCGAGGACGAUGAGGAGUCGCAAUUUCACGAUUCGGUGACCACGCUCUCCUCUCGAGACGCAUCGCCCGCCGUGCCAAUUCGAGAUAAGCAAAGGCGUACCACAACAUCGUCGCCCAGCAAGGCAUCUUUUCGAAACUUGCUUUUGAUCAUGUCCAGUCGUACUUCCUCGGCACCAUCGGUCAAUGCACAUGCACUCCAAAGGGAGCUCCUCCAGCUGGAACCAGACGCCUUUCGAAGUGUCGGUGCAGCCGCCUUCGCACACUACCUCUCCUUGGCGCAGCAAGUCGGCAUCCCCAUCCAAUUUCGGUGCGCCAAGGGGUUACCCAAAGAAGUCUGGUUUCGAUGCUCGUUGAGGAACCUGCAAGAAUGGUUUCCAUCCCAAGAGGAUGCCAUGGCGAAAGACAGGAGUACAAUAUCGAGAAAGGGGACCUCUCUUCCCGCCUAUGCAUCCGGCCCAGCGCUCAGCAAACAGAGAAUAUCGCCGCUACUGUCGGCCCGUUUGAUCGAGCCCGCCCGCGCAGUGAAUGCCCUCAUGGACGUCGUCGUCCAGACGUUGCACUCGAGGAACCUGACCGAAAUCCGCGCUUGGAAGCUUAUUGGGCGACUGCCGGACGUCAAUAGUCUCCAUGAGCUCAAAAUGACCAUUCAGCUGGCUCGAAUGGCUGGCGCUUCGGUCUGGUGCGGCGAGGAGGAGAUGUUAUCUUUUAAAGUGUGAGUGUCAAGUUACACAUUGCGCUCCUUCCUGACAUAAACGCCAUCUCACCUCAAUGUAGCUUCACCAACACUGAGCGAGACGACAUGCUGCUCGACAUCAUCGGCGCAAUUUUCGGCAGCAAACGGACGCGGCACCUGACGGCGCAGGAGCUCGACUUCUGCCUCAAGACCCGCUUCCUCGAUGUGUUUCUUGCCGCCAAGACGACAGACCUCCUCACCGUCCUCAAACAGGCUAAAGCGGCGGGUGUGCCGUUGCAGAUCUCGCUCAACGGUCGUAUCACAUACCAAGGCACGCUCACUCAAGCUUCUCAUACCGCUCUUCUUGGCAAGUAAAAAAGAUGACAAACAUGUAUUGGUACAAGUGGGCAAAGACGGCGACGAGAUGCGAAAAGUACUCUACAAAUUUCCCCCUCCCUUCUCCCCCAGCGAUAGAUGCGAACAACCCGAAAUAAAACCCAUAAAAACCCCUC
Acaromyces ingoldii is the source of this 1865-nucleotide messenger RNA. RefSeq lists its product as hypothetical. The coding region runs from base 149 to 1396 and encodes 415 amino acids. The record is from RefSeq and is a predicted model, not a curated record. The transcript is spliced from 2 exons. Lineage: Eukaryota; Fungi; Basidiomycota; Exobasidiomycetes; Exobasidiales; Cryptobasidiaceae.